UUUCUUCUUAAAACUCUAUUCUUUUUCUGAAUCAUAAUCAGCCAAAAUCUCACACUCUCCUCUUGCUUUAAUUAACUAUAUAGUAUAUACUUUGACAAGCUUGACCUAAGUGCCAAAGUCCUCCAUAAACUAAUAAAAUUUCCGAAUGAUGGCUUGUGGAAGUGUCAACCUUCCUCCUGGCUUUUGCUUCUCUCCAACUGAUGAAGAACUCGUCCUUCACUUUCUUCGUUCCAAGGCUUCUCUACCAUGUCAUCCCAACAUCAUUCCAGAGCUUGACCUCUCUCAUCUUGACCCAUGGAAAUUAAAUGGUAAAGCGUUGUCAAGUGGGAAUCAACACUAUUUCUUCACCAAAGUGAAGGAAAAUAGAUCCACAGAAAAUGGGUAUUGGAAGGAAAUAGGAGUCACGGAACCAAUAGUAUCUGCCUCUGAAAAAGUGGGGUUUAAGAAGUACCUUGUGUUCAACCAUGGUGAAGCUCCACAAGGCACUGAAACCAGUUGGGUCAUGCAAGAGUAUCAUAUUUGCUCAUCCGGCUUUACCACCGCAUCUUGUGGAAGUACUCGCGGAAGACGAAAACCAGAUCAAAGUAGGAGCAAAUGGGUAUUGUGCAAAGCCUAUGAAAAAAAGAGUUCUCAAUCCCAACAAGGUGUAAACUUUUACAACGAUGAUGAGAAUGACAGCGGAACUGAGCUUUCAUGGCUAGACGAAUUUUAUAUGACGUUAGAUGAUGAUCUUGAAGAAGUUAUAAGCAUGCCUAAUUAGAUUGAAUAAUAUAUAUAUCCUAAUAUAUAUAUAUAUAUAUAUUAGGAUAUAUGUGUUAGAAUUUUAUGUGUUUUGAAUGGAAGAUUAUUAGGCAGUCUCUAGAGUUACAUAGAGAGGAGCACAGAAAGAUUAUGUACCUAUUUAAUUAGGUAAUGGCUUUUCCUUUUGUCACAUUUCAAACGUCCUUAUGCAUCAAAGAGGAUAUACUUUGCUUGCGAAAUGCAACUUACAUAUAGUUUUCAGUUUUGUACCUUUUCAAACUUGUUUUAUGUAUAACUACUUUAUACUUUUCUUUUUAUUU
Messenger RNA from Cajanus cajan (pigeon pea), 1061 nucleotides. Its product is annotated as NAC domain-containing protein 104. Gene Ontology annotation, molecular function: DNA binding. Gene Ontology annotation, biological process: regulation of DNA-templated transcription; system development. Lineage: Eukaryota; Viridiplantae; Streptophyta; Magnoliopsida; Fabales; Fabaceae. The record is from RefSeq and is a predicted model, not a curated record.